Molecule: messenger RNA, 6979 nt
Organism: Podarcis lilfordi (Lilford's wall lizard)
Lineage: Eukaryota; Metazoa; Chordata; Lepidosauria; Squamata; Lacertidae
Source: the annotation of a GenBank genome assembly
AUGGACUCGAGGCCAAGGUGGCUUAUUGUGCUUCAACGCACUUGCCACGAGGCCCUUCGUCGUCAAGGAGAAGACCUCUGCGCAUGUGAAGAGCGCCUUGGCCUCAUCACAAGUAGCUGCAGGCAGCCCCCUAAAUACCUGCAAAGAGAUGUCACUGAGGCUGUAGCAUCCAAGGUAGCCCUAGGCUCUGUCUUUCCAGGGGAAAAAGCCACUUCUAUCUACGGUCAGGCCCUCACAUCACCACCGUCCAAAUAAUAUGCGGUAGCAGAAUGUACGGCAACCGUGGCAUCUAGGGCAACAAAGACUCCUUGUGGUUCAUUAAACACUGACAAAUUUAGGAUGGCAUAAGCCUUCGCAGACUACACUCCACUUCAGCACAAAGUUUUUGCUGCAAUAUAUUUGUUAGACUAAGUUGCCAGCCAUAACACAUUUUUGUUUUUGCUGCAACAGACUUAACACACAACUUCCCUUCUGGAAAUGGAAAAAUAUUGGGAGGGGCAUCCUUUACUUUCAACUGGACUGUAAUACAGUAACUGGAAUCAAAUAAUCUGGCUACCCUAAAAUUCAGUGCUAUAAUGAGAUGAUACAGUGCUAUGAGAUGAUACGGUAGUGUUUCAGCUUGCACAGUACAUUAUUCCAACUUUCCUCUGGAGAAUUUAGAGCAGCAUACAGAGUUCUCCCUGCACCCAUUUUAUUCUCAUAACAAUUGUGUGAAGUAGGUUGAACAGAAAGAUGGCGACUGGUCUGAGGCCUCCCGGUUAGUUUCAUGGGUGAAUGGGGAUUGAGCCUGGGUCUCACAAGAUUCUAGUCUAGCCAGGUGUAGCCAAUGUUAAACCCUCCAGAUGUAGUGGACUUCAACUCCCACCAGUAUGGUCAAUGAUCAGGGAUGAUGGGAGUUGUAAUCCAUAAUGUCAGGGCGGAAGCAGUAUGUUAUCUAACCACUGUGCAACACUGGCUCUGAGCUGGCUUUGCGGUGAAUCUAUACCAGGGGUCAGCAACCUUUUCCAGCCAUGGGCCGGUCCACCAUCUCUCAGACCUUGUGUGGGGCCCGACUAUAUUUUGAAGAAAAAAUAAAUAAACAAAUUCUUAUGCCCCACAAAUAACCCAGAGAUGCAUUUUAAAUAAAAGGACACAUUCUACUCAUGUAAAAACACGCUGAUUCCCGGACCGUCCAUGGGCUGGAUUGAGAAGGUGACUGGGCCGCAUUCGGCCCACGGGCCUUAUUUUGCCUACCCCUGAUUUAUAUUGUCUCGCCCUCAUCUGCUAAGAAUUCCGACAUUUGUGUGGGCCAGGGACCUCUCAGGCAUUCUGUUGUGACAGAUUUGCAUUUAAUGAUUCUCUCGAGCAAGAAGGCAACAUGUACAGUAGAUGUUCUAACAUAUAGGUGGCCAAUCUGUGACACUGACAGGACAUGUGGCCCAGGCAGGAAGUGCUUGUGGCACUGCUGGAUUAGAACAGGAGGAACUCUGCUCUGGGAAUGGCACAGAAUUAGGCCUCCAUUAUUGAGUGCUUCUGUCAUAGGAUUUCAAUUACACAGAAGGCAAAGCCACACCAAGGCACAGGGAAUGCAGGUGGGAAGGAGCUUCAUAGGUUACACCAGUGUGGCAAAGUCUCACACUCUGGUAAACUUCUACAAAAGAUUUACUGGUUCUGACCAGAUGACACCAUAUGGCUGGGACAAUCUUGUCAGAUGGGCAGGUUAUAAGAAAUGUUGUCGUUGUUAAAUUAUUACUAUAUUAUAGGCCUCAGCAAAGAUGAUCAUGAAUGCAUCCCUCUACACCAGUCCUAAAGAUAUUUUAUUGGAAAUAAGCAGGGUGGCCGUGUGUCCUACUUUACAGAGAACAGCACUCUCUUUGGGAAGGCUGUCUAGUCCAAGUCUGAUUUACCUAUAAGGAACUGUAAAAAUGAGAACAUCAGCAGUUCUUAGUCAACAGACCAAAUGGGCACACAAGACAUCUUUCCCACCAUGGCAAAAUCUAUUAUACAGAAAUUAUAUAAUAGAAAUUUCUAAUUAUAGAAAUUUAAAUAUGCAAAUUGAUGUCUUCUUUUGUGGUGAUACAGAUUUCUUUUUCGGUAAUGUGUAACUGACCACCCUCAAAGUAAGUCUAAUUGAUUUCAAUUAAUUUACUUUUAAGCAAGCAUGCAUAUGAUUGCAGCCUGAGCCUAGCCAGCUGAAAACAAAGCUAGAUUCAACCUUCGUAAAAUGCGGGUUGUUGUUGGCAUGCGUCUGUCUCGGGAAACAAUGAAGAGCAUGCCUUCGGGAUUGAAGUCAAACCGCUGUAGAGUUUCGGUGCCUGCUGUGGCUGUAGAGAUUGAUAUGGGAGAGAGACAUGUUUUGUUGCAACUGGGGCAGAUGAAGGUGCCCGGUUGCGCUCAUGCAGGUGUACCAUGGCAUUUCUUCUUUCUCCACUUCUCCCAGGAGUCAUUGUUCCUCUGGUUGCUGCUGUGGAUACACAACCUGUGUGUUCAGGUGCUGCUGUCAUCUGCAAGGGAUUCCUACACAGCGGGGUUAAUGUUGCCUGCCUUCAUGUCAUGUUUCAAACAUCUUUGUAAUGCAGAAUUGUUCUGGCAAUGGGCCUGGUGCUUGAAGCCAGCUCUCACAGAGCACAUCCUUGGGGAUCAUGCCAUUUUCCAUUCUGUGGCCAUGACCAAGCCAGCGUAGUCGUCGCUGAUCUAGGAGUGUGAACAUGCUGGGAAUGUGGGCUUGGGAGAGAGCAUCUUUGUUUGAGACUCUGUCCUACAAUGUGAUGCCCAAAGCCUUCCUGAUGCAGCGCAUAUGGAAGGCAUUGAGAUGUCGCUCCUGGCGGGGGGUACAAGUUGCCUACAACUCACUUCCAUAAAGCAGCGUGCUCAACACACAAUCUUGGUAGACCUUCAUCUUGGUAUUGGUUGUUAGCAUCACAUUCUCCCAUACCCUUUUGGAGAGGCAAGCCAUUGUCAUAGUUACCUUGCCAAUACCAUAUCCAGCUCAGCAUUUGGUGAAGAAGUUGCUGGUUAUGGUAGAGCCCAGGUAGACAAAAUUGUCUACCAGCUCAAGAAUGUGGUUAUCAGUGCUGAUGCGUGGAGUGUUGGCGACGUCCUGACCCAGCUGAUGGUAAGACCGAACUCUCUGCAGGUUUGGGCAAAAUGGUUAAUGAGUCUCUGUAGAACUUCCCCAUAGUGUUAAUGCUGUGAGUCCUUCUGCCUUCUGCUCAACCUGAUGUAUAAGCGUAAAUACAACCAUAUGUCACAAAGACAUGACAGUCUCCAGUGACCUUUGGCCCCCACCCCCCAAAAUCAAACCAGAGGUAUACGUUGCCACCCCUGAAAUCCCUUAGCACUUGGCAAUGGGGUGUGCAUAACCAUAUUUUGUGGAGAUAAGGAAAAUUGCACAGAGACAAGUAUGCAAAGAAAACAAAGCAAGAAUUAUUUCCUUUUCCAGUUUCGUACUAUAAGAGGGUUCCACCUUAAGGAAUUUUGUAUUGCUAUCUAGUCCAAGUGCUUUGUCAGUAGCUGUCACCACUACGUUGACAGUAUGGUCCACAUGUGUGCCUCCUCCUUGAUCUGGUGUGCUGCUGAUUUAAUGGGUUUUCCAGUGACAGCAUGCCUAAAGUAUGUUUGCAUGUGCCAGAUUGGCCACACGUGCUAGGCUACAUCUAGGACCCUGCAUGUGAAGAAAGGAAGCAGGGGAGGGCUAUUGCAUUUACUGUGUUCUUGACAUGUGUUGCAUAGGAGGACUGCGUGACUUGCCCAGCAGUACACAAAUACCCCGGGACGCGGGUGGCGCUGUGGGUAAAACCUCAGCGCCUAGGGCUUGCCGAUUGCAUGGUCAGCGGUUCGAAUCCCCGCGGCGGGGUGAGCUCCCAUCGUUUGGUCCCAGCUCCUGCCCACCUAGCAGUUCGAAAGCACUCUUAAGUGCAAGUAGAUAAAUAGGGAUCGCUUUCUAGCGGGAAGGUAAACAGCGUUUCUGUGUGCUGCGCUGGUGCCGGCUCGCCAGAGCAGCUUCGUCACGCUGGCCACGUGACCCAGAAGUGUCUCCGGACAGCGCUGGCCCCCGGCCUCUUAAGUGAGAUGGGCGCACAACCCUAGAGUCGGACACGACUGGCCCGUACGGGCAGGGGUACCUUUACCUUUACUACACAAAUACCCCAACUCAGGGGCUGCCUCUGUGGGUUGCCGUGCUCCCCCAGAGCUCCUCCACUACCAAGUCACUUCAAAAGGGAGGGCAGUUCCACAAAGAAAGCUUCUUCCUCCACUGAAGUGAAUGGGGAUAUCUGCAGGUGCUCUGGAUUGAGAGCAGAGGUUUAAUACAGCUCUUCGCUAGAACCCAUAUGCAGAUGCAUAAGCCUGUGUAGUGUGCACAUGCAACACACAAUUAUCUAUAAUUUAAAACAUUCCUCUUUCCCUCCUCUGCUUGGCCUGUGAUCUCAGAACCCCACCCUGAACUCCAUUCUGUUUUUUUCACUUUAUCUGUUUCCGACACAUGCCAACAGCUGUUUGAAGUUGCCUCUUGUUCUCCACAUCAACAAGGAUUGUGUUCCGCCAGAGACUGACAGUGAGUGAGAUUUUUAUAAACUAGCCAGAAUUUUCAAACACUAAAAGGGAGAGAUGGGAGUUUGGCAAUUGCAGGACUAGUCCUUUGCCUGCCCGCCUGCCUGAGCCUCCCUCCCUCCCCACUCUCCUAUUUAUAUAACCCCCAAAGUCAUAAAAAUGACAACACAUCCAAUAGAAGGGGAUGGAUCUAAUUUACCGCCAGCAGCCCUUAUAAAACCGCAGAUGGGCUGUAGCCUGGGACUUCUCAAUUAGAUUAUAUGCUAAAAUGAAAUUCCAUGGAUUCUGUCCCAGGCCUGAUGGUUAGGGUUAAACCUGGAGUCCCAACUGACGGAGAAUCACAUGCAAGAGCCAGGGAGCUCUUAGCUCUGCUCAAGCCACCUUGUAAUGAGGAGUCUCAUAAGCGCAUCCCCUCUAUACCCCCCCAAUACCUGAGUAUUGUUUGGCAUGGCAAAGGAUGCUACAGAAUCUGGCCUGCGUGGCACUGCACUUCAUGUCCUUUUGUAACAGAUGUGGGCAGGACGUUUGUAUUCUGUUCUAAGAAACAGAAUAAGAAUUAUGCAGUAAGGUACUCCACCUUCUAUGCCAAGAAUGGCACUUUUAUAAUUCUGCAAAUUAGGCCAGUUUAUACCACAUUUGUGUAAGUUUCAUAAUUACUUCUGUCACUAGACAUGGGGAAGGAACUAUACCGGGGAUGAAAACCUUCCCCUGCUGAGCUUUGGAUCAGCUAUCAAGCGUGUCUUCUCAGUCAUGAGGACUGCCAACUUGCUUAAAAAUUAAAUUAUAUUCUCAGGAGGUGCAUUCUGCACCCAACUCAAAAUGAUGUGCUUCUGGGGUGUUGCAGAGGAGACGCGGCUUUUGAUUUGCCCAUGUAUCUGGAUAUCCAAGAAAAUGGGAAGGACUUUAUCUAGGGACAUAGGGAAACUACCUUAUUCCAAGGCAGACCAUUGGUCCAGGUAUUCUUCAACCUUUUUCUAUGGUAGUGUACUUGCUUUGAAUCCAAAAGGUCCCGGUUAUCUAGUGUCUCCAGUUAAAAAGAUCAGGGAUCAGUUGAUGGGAAGCACUCAUCUGUCAUGAAUCCUGGAGAACGGUUGCCUGCCAGAAAAUGAAAUACUGAGGCUGGGCACACAAAUAACCUUCCUAUGCUCCUAAAAUGUGCUGGACACUGAAAUAUGCCCGCUUGAUCUGCUCCAGGUAGUGUGUAGACAGACUCUAACUCAGUUUUAUGGAUGCUGGACUUGCAGGGUAGCUUUUUCAGUUAUGAGCCAGGUUGCUACAGCUGUUCUCUCCUACAGCUGCUGCUCCUCCUCCCAGAGUUGUCAUCCACACCUUCGAUUUGUCCAUCAGGACUAUAUGCCGGGAUCUAAGAGGACUUCCAAACUGUACAAGUUAACCUGCCUGCCUGCCCCAUAUGUAGAAGAACAAAUGGCAUGAAAAAUCUCCAAGGCUAUCCCCCAGUGUUUCUGCUUGUAUUUGCACCUAGUUGCACCUGUUCUGCAAACAACAUGAACAUAACAGUCAUUCAAGGACAGGCAAGAAAAAGCAACAAGGACAUUGCUCACUUCUUCUGGAACACUAAUGCACACAUUCAAGUGCUCCCCCCCCCCUUUUAAAUAGUCCUAUCCAAUGAGCCACUGCACUGCGACUACAGCUUUGAGGAUCAAUCACGCACGUAUUGUUGCUGGCAUGAGAGCUGGAAUUGGGUCCCUGCAGUAGUCCAAUUGCUGACACAGAUACUAGGAGGAUUGUCACCAGCCAGAAUUUUUACUGGCCUCUCCAGAAUUUUAUGCUCUUGUCCUGUUGCCAGAACUGGGGGAUGCAAAGUCAGGGAUAAAAAAAGAUCUCACCAAGGCAUUAUUGCCAUUAUGGUGCAUACAAGUGCUGUUUUGGUACAGACUUCAGACAAAGUGUUGCUUGAGGGCAGUGGCUAUACCUAUGGGCCAAAGAAACAUGCACAUGCUAGAAUACCUGUGUGUUACUGAUAAAAAUGUAUGUACAUUGUGCUGCCAUAUAAAGUGUCAUGGUGCCUGUUACUGGGUGCAUGUCUUAAGACUGUGUUUGGGUCUGUUGGUUUCCAGGCAUCCCAGAGGAGAGCUAGUUUAUCUCCUGCUCUAUCUAGGGAUUGGCAGAGCUUCCUCACAGGUAGUUCAGCAUCUGUGGAGUUGCGGCCAGCCCAAGGUGAGGCAGGUGAGGUAGAUGCAGAAUCCCAGCUUCUGCUGCACAGGAGGGCAAUCUUUGCACGAGCAAUGAAAAAUCCACAUCACAAAGGAAAAGCAUCCUGCAUAUUUUGUCCUUUUAAACAAGGAUGCAUUUUUUUUCUCAUAGGAAGAGGAAGGAAUCAUGAGGGGCUAUAGACUUGGCCUUUUUCAAACAAGUCAGCAGGGAAGAUACUUAACAGAUUUUUCUUUCUUUCUUUCUAGAAAGUUAUUAUCUCUGGUUCCUGGAGUGA